AUGUCGAGCUAUGACCGCUACACACACAUAAACGCUCUCCCCCCAGCUUCAAGUGAUGAAUUACAAGAUAGUUUUUCAACUGCUGUUGACGUCCUCCUGCUACGGCGCUUUGGGGAAGCACGGAAGCACAACAAGCAUGUGGGAUUUCCAAGGACGACAGGAACAGAUGUGUUUGGAAUUACUGUACCUCUUAUUACCAGUACUACUGGAGAUAAACUUGGCAAGACCGCUGGCAAUGCAGUUUGGCUAAACAGAGAUAAGACUUCUCCGUUUGAGCUAUAUCAGUUUUUCGUCAGACAACAAGAUAACGUAGUUGAAAAAUACCUGAAACUCUUCACUUUUCUUCCUCUUGAGGAGAUUGACCACAUCAUGGAAAUGCAUGCUAAAGAACCUGAAAAAUGGGGCCCUCAGAAACGACUUGCUGCAGAAGUAACCAAGCUUGUUCACGGUAGAGAGGGGCUAGAAUCUGCUAAGAGGUGUACUAAGGCCCUUUAUUACAACAGCGUGGAGGCGUUGGAAGCUAUGUCUGACCAAGAGUUACAAGAACUUUUUAGACAAGCUCCUUCAGCUGAAUUGAUGCUUGAACCUGGAAUGAACGUUCUUGACUUGUGUCGCCAAGCAAAUGCCAUUCCAGAUGGACCUAGUGGGUACCAGAAAAUUACAGAUGGUGGAGUUUCAAUAAAUGGGAUUCGAGUAACUAAUCCUGAGACUGUUCUUGUUCUCGGACAGCAUAUUCUCAAGAAUGGAGUAUCACUGCUUAGGAUUGGAAAGAAAAAUUACUACAUUAUAAAAUGGCUGCAGUUGUGACAACAGAACUUCUCCCUAAAAUGAUGUAUCAUUUUGACUGUUGCUCGAAGAUGUACUUGAAGAUGUUUCUAUACUGUGCGUUACUACGCAGCUUACAGACUGCCUGAUACCCUAGUUGCACUCUCAAAAUACACCAACAGAGUUCAAAUGAAGGCAGCUAACAUUCUAAACAGC
Opisthocomus hoazin is the source of this 981-nucleotide messenger RNA. Lineage: Eukaryota; Metazoa; Chordata; Aves; Opisthocomiformes; Opisthocomidae. The record is from RefSeq and is a predicted model, not a curated record.